This is a messenger RNA of Cylindrotheca closterium, 1386 nucleotides long. Lineage: Eukaryota; Bacillariophyta; Bacillariophyceae; Bacillariales; Bacillariaceae. The record is from the annotation of a GenBank genome assembly.
AUGAUGUCCAAACGGUCUCCCAGUCGCACAAUGGAAAGCUUUGAAAUUGAAAAUGCUUCCAGCAGUGCUUCGGACGAGGCUGACUACAGACAUCCUCAUACGGCCUCCUCCGCACAAGAUGGAUUUGCAUCGUCAUUUGGCCAAACCACAAAGCGGCGACAGCACACGAUAUUCGAGCAACAACCUAGUAUUGCAAAGGCGAAGAAAUUGGCAAUUGUGCGAUACGUUGGCCUCUCAACUCUGGCUGUGAUAGCCUCCGUCAUAUGCCCAGGCAAUACGAUAUUCUGGCAGGAUCCCAGUUCCACCCAAUACUACAGCCUCGAGAUCACAGUCAUCUAUAUUAUCGUCAUGAUCUCAUUUUUCAGUCUACAAGAUUCUGAUCCUGGAUGGCUCACAGCAACCAUCCUGGAACAAUCGAUUGAAGGAGGCGAAGCACUUCUUGGCAAGGAAUCAGUCGACGUAAAUGGUAAAGAAGAACGAGAGACACAAGACGCUACUCACGAUGAUUUAGAAAGUGCUAUUGGCGGAGGAGCUCAGUCAACCUUGCAAGCCACCGCACUACACGAAACACCUGGCAUGAAAAAUGACCCUCUUGCAUCGCCAUCCAACAAAGCGUCAAUGGAGGAAGAGUUCGGUGCAUUUGGAUCAUCGGUCGCUCCAUUGGCGCUAAAGUAUCGUAAAGGAUGUGUCCUCUGCGCUAUUCCAAAGCCACCUUUGCGUUCUCAUCACUGCAAAAUAUGCAAUAAAUGUGUUGCUACUUUUGAUCAUCAUUGUGGCUUUUUGGCCACAUGCAUUGGGGAACGCAACCACGUUCGCUUUUGGAUCUUUGUCGGUCUCAAUGUGGUAUCCAUCCGUAUCUGCUGUGAAAUUGCCAACUCUUCCGACUACGGAAUGACAACGAUGCUAUUCAAGAACCAAGGACAAGCGCAUGACAACAACCAACUCAUUCUUCUAUCAUUUAUGGUCGUUCUCACGAAGAUUUACUUUUAUCUUGUGUGGCUAGUCGCCCAUAUCCUAUUUGUGACUCAUACCUUUUUGAUUUUGGCGAACAAGACAACCUUUGAAAUGAACAUUGGGAACAAACUGGAUUACAUGAGGGACACAAAGCCAGCGGACUGCAUCUUUUCCAAAGGAUGUUGGGAAAACAUUCGCAUUCGCUGUUUUCUGGAUGCGAUGUGCGACACCUCUUCUGCUGCCAGGACUUCACCGUGCUGUAAAUUCUGUCCCGGUGGCAAAAGCCAACCUUUCCACUCUUCUGGAGACGAUGACCACGAUGAUGCAAAUUAUUGGAGUCCCAUGAUAUGGAAACGGGAAGAAAACAUAAUACGAGAUUCAGAGGACUGGUGGAAUCACCCAUGGCAAAAUAAGUAUUGGCAGUGUUGUUGA